This is a messenger RNA of Penicillium nucicola, 885 nucleotides long. RefSeq lists its product as uncharacterized. Gene Ontology annotation, biological process: ubiquinone biosynthetic process. Gene Ontology annotation, molecular function: lipid binding. Gene Ontology annotation, cellular component: mitochondrial inner membrane. NCBI's taxonomy places the organism in Eukaryota, Fungi, Ascomycota, Eurotiomycetes, Eurotiales, Aspergillaceae. Bases 1 to 885 code for a protein of 294 amino acids. The record is from RefSeq and is a predicted model, not a curated record. The transcript has 2 exons.
AUGGCACACCUCGCACGCACUCUACCCAGAAGGGCACUGCCCAACCAACUCACGCCCUACCUGUGCAAAGCCCAAGCACUGAGUACAGCCACAAUCCAACCAAAGUUUCAACGAACCCGCCGAACUCCGACACCAACGCCUAACCACCCAAAACCCUCCCUCUCCCAACUCAGAACCUACCACUCAACCUUGCACCCCCGCCUCCCAGACCAUGAAUACACAAAUUCGCAAACAGCAAUUCUAACCGCAGCCCUCGACCACGUCCCAGCCCACGGCUUCACCAGCACGGCAUUGACACUCGGAGCCCGUGACGCCGGGUUCCUAGACGUGUCCGUGCAAUUGCUCCCGCGCGGCGAAUUCGACUUAAUCCUCUUCUGGCUUGCCAGCCGACGAGGACUUUUGCGCGGCAAGGUCGAGGAGGGAGGUCUAUUCCGGCGGAUUGCAGCGGAGCAGGGCAAGGAUGUCUAUGAGCUUGGUGUUGAGGAACGGGUCCGCGGGUUGCUUUUGGAGAGGCUGAGAAUGAAUGACGAGGUCAGACAUGUCUGGCAGGAUGCUCUCGCGCAAAUGUCGCUGUGGUCUAAUAUCCCUCUUUCCCUCACGGAACUGCAUGCCCUUGCAUCUGAUAUCCUUACUCUAUCGGGUGAUGCGUCUGUCGAUGCAGCGUGGUAUUCGCGCCGUGUGGCUGUAUCGGCCAUCUACGCUAGCGCUGAGGUCGUUAUGACGCGCGAUCCGACGCCUGAUUUGUCGGAGACUGCUGCGUUUGUUGAGCGCCGGUUCGAGGAUCGUCAGGCUAUUGCUGAUAAACUCACUGGUUUGGGUCAAUGUGCUAGCUUUGGAUGGAAUACUGCUGUUGGACUUGGCCGCAGCUGGGGGUUGAAGAUUUGA